CUGCGCCUGGUGCCUGACCGAGGACGAGAAGUCGGCGGCCCGGAUCGACCAGGAAAUCAACAAGAUCCUCCUGGAGCAGAAGAAGCGGGACCGAGGGGAGCUGAAGCUGCUGCUGUUGGGUGAGUCCGCGGCCACCCCGGGCGGGACAGCCUGGGAGCCCACUUUCAGGAUGAGUCGACUGAGGCCCGGUUCCUCGUCCCAAGGGGUGAGCUGUGGGCCCGUCCCGCGGUCCGGCCAUCUCCUGGGCAUCUGCAGGAGCAGAGGCGGUUUGGGCCGGCGGCCUGGCUUCUGUCAAGCAGGCCCGGCCCGCCCCAUCGGUUCCGCGUUGCAGGAAGGGAAUGAGCCGCACAGCCCGGGGAGCUCCAGCCUCGCCCUCCGAGCCCCUCCCGUCCCUCUGGAGAGCUGGGUCUGUUCUGGUGGUUUAUCAGCACGGUCGUGUGGGCAGAGAGAGCAUUGCCACGUGCCUCUGAUUGAUUGAUUGAUUGGUCGGUUCAUUCACUCAAGACAUACUGAGUAAUUCGUGGGGGCACAGCGGCAGAGGAGAUGGAGCGUGUCCCUGCCUCUGGGGACCUCAGCUUCCGGUGGGGGAAACAGAUGUUAAGCCCCCAAACUAAUAAGCAGGCCCUGGCGAGAGCGGGAAGAGCACGUUCAUCAAGCAGAUGCGCAUUAUCCACGGGGCAGGCUACUCGGAGGAGGAACGCAAGAGCUUCCGGAGCCUGGUCUACCAGAACAUCUUCGUGUCCAUGCAGAGCAUGAUUGAGGCUAUGGAACGGCUGCAGAUCCCCUUCAGCUGGCCCGAGAGCAAGCACCGGGCCAACCUGAUCAUGAGCCAGGACCCCUACAGGGUGACCACCUUCGAGAAGCACUAUGCCGUGGCCAUGCAGUGGCUGUGGAGGGACUCCGGCAUCCGCGCCUGCUACGAGCGCCGGCGCGAUUUCCACCUGCUCGACUCGGCAGUGUACUACCUGUCAAAUCUGGACCGCAUCAUGGAGGAGGGCUACAUCCCUACCUCGCAGGACGUGCUCCGCAGCCGCAUGCCCACCACCGGCAUCAACGAGUACUGCUUCUCCGUGCAGAAAACCAACCUGCGGAUCGUGGACGUCGGGGGCCAGAAGUCAGAACGCAAGAAGUGGAUCCACUGCUUCGAGAAUGUGAUCGCCCUCAUCUACCUGGCCUCGCUGAGCGAAUACGACCAGUGUCUGGAGGAAAACAACCAAGAGAACCGAAUGAAGGAGAGCCUGGCCCUGUUUGGCACCAUCCUGGAACUGCCCUGGUUCAAAAGCACUUCCGUCAUCCUCUUCCUCAACAAAACUGACAUCCUGGAGGAGAAGAUCCCCACCUCCCACCUGGCUACCUACUUCCCCAGUUUCCAGGGCCCGAAGCAGGACACGGAGGCAGCCAAGAAGUUCAUCCUGGACAUGUACACCGGCAUGUACACCAGCUGUGUGGACGGCGCAGACGGGAGCAGGAAGGGCUCUCGCUCCCGCCGCCUCUUCAGCCACUACACGUGCGCUACGGACACACAGAACAUCCGCAAGGUCUUCAAGGACGUGCGGGACUCAGUCCUGGCCCGCUACCUGGACGACAUCAACCUGCUGUGACCUAGGCCCAACGCUCCGGACUCAGACCCGCGCGUGGCAGGCGGGACCUGCGGGCGGUGGGGGCGGGGUGGGCCAGCGCUCAGCGAACCCAGGUGCCCCUUGUUGCUCCAGCCCCAGGCCCAGGUGGCAGAAGGGCCACGAGUGAGCCGGGGUGGAAGGCCGAUCGGCGCCUCCUCCUUUCUCCGUCCCUCAGCAGGACAGCCUCUGUGUCUUCCUUUCCUCGACUCACUGUAUCUCCUUGGAGAGGGAGCACAAUGGCCUUUUGGGAGGCCGGGGUGCAGGAAAAGGUGAAGAGAGCAGGGGAUCCAGGACUUGGGUGGAUGGGGUUCUCUCAGGACCCCCACCUCCAGGUAUGUCCCCCCUUGGGCAGGGGUCUGGGACCCUUUUGGGGGUGAUGCACCAGCCCCGGGACAGGGGAGUGGUCCUUCAUGCCGAGGGACGCGGACUCUGGCGCCCCCUAGCGGAAAGGAGCCGCAUUCCAGCCUGAGGUCUGCGUAGCUCAGGGACUUGCGUUUUCUUACGAGAAAGACGCCCAGAAAACGCUGCCGUAUCAGAGCCUCGUGGUUCGAAGUGUGUCCUGCCCCAGUUUUCAGAUGAAGGAAACCGAGGUCUACAGGCAUCCCCCGCCCCCCUUCCUUACCAGGCUGGGGGCCGGGCGUGCUGCAUCUUACAACCUUCUGUAUUUAUUACCUCACCUUCUGCGGGGCCCCUUGAAGGGUGGACAUUAAAGAAAUGACAUUCUGGAGACCUUUGAUUUCUUAGGGGCGUCCUGGUUAACAACCAACCCCCUGCCCCGCGCGGUCCCAUCUCAGUCGUCUGUCCCGGGCAGGGUAGC
Aethalodelphis obliquidens (Pacific white-sided dolphin) is the source of this 2436-nucleotide messenger RNA. RefSeq names its product G protein subunit alpha 15 (gene GNA15). Gene Ontology annotation, cellular component: heterotrimeric G-protein complex; cytoplasm. NCBI's taxonomy places the organism in Eukaryota, Metazoa, Chordata, Mammalia, Artiodactyla, Delphinidae. Gene Ontology annotation, biological process: phospholipase C-activating dopamine receptor signaling pathway; adenylate cyclase-modulating G protein-coupled receptor signaling pathway. The record is from RefSeq and is a predicted model, not a curated record. Gene Ontology annotation, molecular function: guanyl nucleotide binding; G-protein beta/gamma-subunit complex binding; G protein-coupled receptor binding. Bases 660 to 1601 code for a protein of 313 amino acids. The transcript is spliced from 7 exons.